ACUGGGCUACUCCCCCUGGAGUGUGCUCAGGAUGCCGUAAAGCUUGCCAGCAAUCCUCUCUUUCUCGGAGACCUCGAAGCUUCGCCACAGAGAGCUCUUUGAGUCCAGGGAACUGUGGAAGAUGGACCCAUCCCAGAGAAACAUUCCGACCUAUCUCGGCCUGUCCAUCUUCAACAUGCUCUGUUGCUGCUUGCCGAUGGGAAUAGCAGCUUUGAUCUACUCUCUUCGGGUGGAAAAUGCCAGUAGCAUCGGAGAUGUGGAUCGGGCCUCCAGUUCGUCCCGCACCGCUCGCACGCUGAAUAUUAUGGGGAUUGUCUUUGGAGCAAUCUUCAUCAUCAUAACAAUUGUGAUUUAUGUUGUCUUGCUGAAGAACAAACCAUGAGAGCUCCGUCCCAGCCUCCCAGAAAGUGGGGCCACGCCGGCCCUCCUGGGCGGGUCAUGUAUCUCCUGGCGAAACCAUCCAGGGAGUUCUGACCACCUGCCAGCAAGAGGACUGUUUCCAAACUGCAACGGAGGGGCCUGCCUGCCCUCUCCAGUGGGCAGUGGGGUCACUGAUCUGUUGUGUCAAGUGAUUAAUCGCUUUGCCAUGCCUUUUUAAAAUACGCAGUUACCUAUCGUGUGCUAUCAGAGCGUAACGAUUUAUACGCCAAUAAGGCCAACUUGUCACACUUCUGUCAUUGUGCACUACUCUGCCCCUGGGAUUAUGAAAACAGCUGUAAAUAUUUGCUUUCUAUCCUUUAGGCAUCACUUUUUUUAAAAAAAUAGUUUUUAGAACUUCUAAGCUGCUGGGGUGUGUGUGGAUUUUCACAGUGUGGUAAUGCUUUCAGUAGGGCAGCUACCCCAUUAAAGAAAUCUUUGCCGAUUAA
Messenger RNA from Eublepharis macularius, 866 nucleotides. Its product is annotated as synapse differentiation-inducing gene protein 1-like. NCBI's taxonomy places the organism in Eukaryota, Metazoa, Chordata, Lepidosauria, Squamata, Eublepharidae. Gene Ontology annotation, cellular component: membrane. The coding region runs from base 122 to 382 and encodes 86 amino acids. The record is from RefSeq and is a predicted model, not a curated record. The transcript is spliced from 2 exons.